This is a messenger RNA of Brassicogethes aeneus, 571 nucleotides long. Lineage: Eukaryota; Metazoa; Arthropoda; Insecta; Coleoptera; Nitidulidae. The record is from the annotation of a GenBank genome assembly.
AGUGUUCGUUUAUUUGUAUUUUUGCAUAUUACGUAAACGGCAUUCAGACACUUUCAAAAUGGUUGACGAAGAUGAAAAGACAAAAGUCUUACGAAAGGCUUUCCAGAUGUUCGACCAAACAAAAUCCGGAUUUAUCGAAACCCACAAAAUUGCGACCAUCUUAAAUACCAUUGGUCAGCUUUUCGAUGAAAGUGAACUUAACAGUCUGAUAUCCAGAAACGAUCCAGACAAGUCUGGAAAAGUGGAUUUUGACAGUUUCUGCGAAAUUGCUUCGCAUUUCUUGGAGGAGGAUGAUGAUGAUCCAACACAAGAACUCAAAGAAGCCUUUAGGUUAUAUGAUAGAGAGGGUAACGGUUACAUAACAACAGGAACUCUAAAAGAAAUAUUGGCUGCCCUUGAUGACAACCUUAACAGCAGAGACCUUGAUGGCAUCAUUGCAGAAAUUGAUACAGAUGGCUCUGGAACAGUUGACUUUGAUGAAUUUAUGGAGAUGAUGACUGGAGACUAGGUUUAAAACAAAUACAAAUAUUAAAUAAAUUACAAUAAAUUUUAAAUAAAAAUUAAAUACAAA